AUGUCUGGGUCCAUACCAACAGCCAUUGGGAAGCUCACCAACCUGAUUCUCUUGUGCGCCCAUAACCUAUUUCUCUUGGCUGCUGCAUCAGUUACUCUGGGUUUACAGCACAGAUGCUACUCUGGGGUUUACAGCACACAUGCUCCUGUCUCCCUCAGGGACCUCGGUGCAACCCAGCUGUAUGGAAGUGUUCCAAGAACCCUCUCCAACCUAUCCAAGCUUCAGUUCUUUUCCAAGCUUACAAGCUUCGGCUGCUCCUAUCCUGCCUUCCCCAAACCCGUGCCAAUCGCCAUACCUCCUCCGUCCCUUCCAUUCCAUUCCUCCUCCAACCAAUUCACAGGCCGUCUACCCAGCCCCAGCUUCUCAACCACCGAGAUGUACAAAGUGAACAACAAUUUCUUCUCCCACGGCGAGGUGAAGUUCCGGAACUGUUUUGCUGUCACAUGGUCCAUCCAUGCGAACUGCCUUGCUGCCAGUAUGAGCGUCUGCAGCCGUGCGUCCACCCAGAGGCCCGCUCCAAUGUGUACUGCUUUUUGUGGGUUGGAGGUUGGCUCCACUGGCCCUGUGUGUGGGGGGCAUGGCUACUGCUCUGUGGAUGAGUUCACUGCAGCAGGGGAGUGUGUGUGCGACCCCAACUACUUGCUCAACAGCACCAACACCAACUCCUGUGUGCCUGGAGCCGUGGGAGCAUCACUGGCAUCAGGCUCGGCCUAUGUGUCGCUGCAGGGCUCAGCCGCUGUGCUUUCCAACGGCUCCAUUCUUCUCACAGGAGGGGCGCCCAACCAGCAGGGAGCAGCGUUUGCCUCUCCCUCGCUGCGCCUCUUCUACUUCCCCAACAAGCGCUCCCUCUGCGGGAUUGAGCUCGCAUUCACCGCUGCCUUCAGCUUUGCCAUGCGUCCAGCGGGCCAGGGGGCGGGUGGGGAGGGCCUUGCGUUUGUGGUGGCAGCAGUUGCUUCUGGCAAGGGGGCGAGUGUGGGGCUGGGAGGGGUGGGGAGGCGGAGUGUGGCGGUGGAGUUUGACUCGGUGCUGAGUGUGAAGCACAGCGACCCCAACGACAACCACGUGGGCGUCAAUGUGGGCGGCUCACCUGUGUCCCUCGCCUCUGCCACGGCCCCUCUCAUCCUCAACGACGCCCACACCAAGCACGCCUGGAUCCACUACGACCCCACCAGCGCCGGCACCCUCCGAGUCUUCCUUUCCUCCGACCCUCACCAGCCCCCCACCCCCACCCUCACAGCAAGCGUGUCUCUCUGCUCCGUGCUCAAGCCCACUGCAUCUGACUCUCUCUUCCUCUUUGGCUUCGUCGCCCUCUCAGGCAGCUAG
Closterium sp. Yama58-4 is the source of this 1323-nucleotide messenger RNA. The record is from the annotation of a GenBank genome assembly. Lineage: Eukaryota; Viridiplantae; Streptophyta; Zygnematophyceae; Desmidiales; Closteriaceae.